Amphimedon queenslandica is the source of this 360-nucleotide messenger RNA. RefSeq names its product OTU domain-containing protein 6B-like. The annotation marks the transcript as partial. The record is from RefSeq and is a predicted model, not a curated record. Gene Ontology annotation, molecular function: cysteine-type deubiquitinase activity. NCBI's taxonomy places the organism in Eukaryota, Metazoa, Porifera, Demospongiae, Haplosclerida, Niphatidae. The transcript has 4 exons. Gene Ontology annotation, biological process: protein deubiquitination.
UCUUUAUUCUGCUGUUAGUGACCAGCUGGAGUUGCUACAUGGUAAAAAGAUCAGUGUAGAAAGACUAAGAGGAGAAUGUGGUAGCCAUAUUGAAGCUAAUACUGAACUCUUCAUGUCAUUUAUAACUAAUCCUGACACUGGAGACGCCUGUACUCCAGAAUAUUUUCAUUCGUAUUGCACUGAAAUAAAGGAAACCGCUGCUUGGGGAGGAGAAGCAGAGUUAGUUGCUUUGUCUCAAAUUUACAAACUGCCCAUUGUAAUAUACCAAUCUGAAGCUCCUGCACUGUUUAUUGGGGAUGGAGAUAAAUCAGAAAAAACAGAAUCUUUAAAAUUAUCGUAAGUUGUGUUACAUGUACAUGU